This is a messenger RNA of Darwinula stevensoni, 1197 nucleotides long. Lineage: Eukaryota; Metazoa; Arthropoda; Ostracoda; Podocopida; Darwinulidae. The record is from the annotation of a GenBank genome assembly.
CUUUCAGAUUUCUCCUGACAAAGACAUCACUUUUUUAAAUCCUAAAAUUCUUUACAGAAUACCUUGUUCAACUAGCCAGCUGUUGCAUAGGUGAGACCAAAAUGGCAAUAUAUAAAGGAGCAGCAAGUGAAGCUGGUCGAGCACUGCAGCUCAUCAAACGCAGAGAGAAAGCCCAAGAGGAAUUGGAAUUCCGAAAGAAAAAAAUUGAGGAGCAUCUCAAGUUAAAUGCCAUUGAAGAUAAAUUUGCUGCUCACUAUGAUGCAGUUGAACAGCAGCUCAAGACUUCAACCAUUGGAUUGGUCACCCUGGACCAAAUGAAAGCAAAACAAGAAAUCAUUGUAAAAGAACGAGAAAAGGAGCUGGCCAAGAAGAUAAAGGAAAAGGAAUUGCAAAAACGGAAGGAAAAAGAAGCAAAAAGAGCAGAAAAGAGAAGACAAAAAGCACAAAUUCAAGCCUUAUCAUUUGAUCCUGAUGAAGGCAUAGAUGAACAAAAAGAGGAGGAGGAAGAGGAAGAAGAAGAAGAGAUUAUUCCAAAGAAAAAGAAGAUUCGCAAGAAUCCAGAUGUGGAUACAAGUUUUCUUCCAGACAGAGAAAGGGAAGAAGAAGAAAACAGACUUCGUGAAGAACUUCGGCAGGAAUGGGAAUUGAAGCAAAAGCAGCUGAAAAGUGAGGAGAUAGAAGUUACCUUCAGUUACUGGGAUGGUUCAGGUCACAGAAGGACACUCCGUGUCAAGAAAGGGCACACAAUAUACCAGUUCCUGCAAAAAGCUCUUGAAGUGCUUAGAAAGGACUUCAGCGAGUUGAAGGCUGUAACUUCCGAUCAGCUCAUGUAUGUCAAGGAGGAUCUUAUCAUCCCACAUCAUUAUUCCUUCUAUGACUUCAUUGUCACCAAGGCACGAGGAAAGAGUGGGCCACUUUUUAGCUUUGAUGUCCACGAGGAUAUACGGCUGUUAAGUGAUGCUACAGUGGAGAAGGAUGAAUCACAUGCAGGGAAAGUGUUGACCCGGAGCUGGUAUGAGAAGAACAAGCACAUCUUUCCUGCAAGCAGAUGGGAGCCAUAUGAUCCUUCCAAAACCUAUGAACAAUAUACCAUCUCUGACAAGCAUAAGAAAUGAAAAGUGCUGAAAAUCAUGGAUUGUAUUCUCCAAAGUGUGAUGGAGGAUUGUUUGUUCAUAAUUUCAUAAAAAGCAACAGGAG